AUGAGCAAAAUCCGUCUGAUCUGCGGAGAAUUCGGUCCUUUUGAAUCGAUGGAACGCGUUCAGGUGCCGUUAUGGUUGGCAAUCACGUUAAAAAGAGAAAAUAAAUGUAGAAUCGUUAUGCCGGAUUGGAUGCGGCUGAGUAGGGUUUUAGAAAAGGACAAAGAGAUGGAGUUGUCGAAUGAGUCGCGUUUGUCUGACUUGCCUGAACAUUACAUCGAAAUAUCGCGUCUGUUGCUGGAAAACUGCGAGGACGAUAUCGAAGAUGCGAAGGAAGUGCGAUCUACCAUUGACGCGAUCAUUAAGGUUCGCGAAAACUGUCUGAACGAAUUCCGAGGGAGAGUCAUCGACUAUGUGUCGAGCGCAGUGCAGCAAAAUCGCAACCAGGAAACAUACGAUGAGUUCGUCCGAAGACCCUUUUACAAUGUACCCUUCUCUGCGUAUCUUCCUUCGAGGCGCAUCGCCUCUUCUCGCACUUCCUCCCGGUGCUGGAGGAGCUCAACAAGCUCGAGAAUCUUCGUCGUCAGGUGCUUUCGCGCCCUUUCCUUGUUUGUUCCCACAAACACUCCGUGA
Blastocystis hominis is the source of this 570-nucleotide messenger RNA. RefSeq lists its product as hypothetical. The transcript is spliced from 4 exons. Bases 1 to 570 code for a protein of 189 amino acids. Gene Ontology annotation, biological process: double-strand break repair via break-induced replication; DNA replication. Gene Ontology annotation, cellular component: nucleus; GINS complex. The record is from RefSeq and is a predicted model, not a curated record. Lineage: Eukaryota; Bigyra; Opalinata; Blastocystidae.